AUGCCUGGCAAUGUCAGCUGUGUACUUCGGAAUGGCACUGGCGAUCCCUGCUGUGUCCGUGUGGUCGGAUCAGGUAGCACAGAAGCAUCCGAGGAACAUACCCUGAUCGCCGAUGGCGAGGUUUCUUGCAAUUUGGAUGCUGCCACUCUUUCACACAUUGCAGCCUGGUACACAUCGCAGCCACCUCCAAAUACUCAUAUCUUCCCAGCUGGCGCAAGCUCUGCGGUUGUUGAGCUGACAGCUUCAUUGACAUCAAAUGCUAGCAUUGGCACAGCUGGAGCGGAUGAGAAGCAAAAGCUAACAUUUGUGAACCAGUGCUCCGUGGAUGUUUGGUUCCGCUUGUUUCUCAAUGACGACUACAAGGAUCGGCUUGUCUUCGCCGGUGAGUCCGAAACCUAUGAAUUUGAAGAAGAGCAUGUGACUUCUUUUGGCGCAAAGUUGAAAUACCCGCCGAAGAACGGAGUGUCGGACUAUCGAUGGAAUCCUGCGCAUGAAGCCAAAGUUGUGGGCCAAGUCGUGACCAUCACGUUCCAGCCCACUGUCGCCUUCAACAUGACAGAGUUCAAGAUGGGGCAGACUAAGCUGGUGCAAGAUCUCUUCCAUAAGUAUGACAAAUCUGGCGACGGCAUCCUAUCAGAAGAGGAGAUGCUGGGGAUUUUGGAGGCUCUGUCGGUUCCAAAGACCGAGGUGCAAGCGCUGUUUCAGCAAGCAGACACCAAUCGGGACGGCAAAAUCCAAGUACAGGAGUUUAUAUCUUGGCUCAUGACGGAGCCUGCGACACCCAAGGGCAACUUCGGGUGA
Molecule: messenger RNA, 801 nt
Organism: Symbiodinium necroappetens
Lineage: Eukaryota; Dinophyceae; Suessiales; Symbiodiniaceae
Source: the annotation of a GenBank genome assembly